ACCACAAUUCUUCUUUUAUAACAAAAUUCUUCCUUUAUAGAACAGGGGGACUGAGACAUGAUUAUUCAGUGAUACUAAUUCUGAGAUCAUCUCACUACUCGCUCAUAUCAUGACAUCCGCCCAAAAACCCGGCGAGGGGUAACCACCACCUCACCUCACCACACCACAAGCAAAAUACAUAUAUAUACUUACUACUUAUAAUAAUGAACAGGACAAACCCCCGCGGCAUCCCCUACGCCCCCUUCGUCGACAACGUAAACGACUACGUCUCCAACCGCUCCGAAGUCGAAUCCACUUUACGGUCCUUCCAAGAAAUGAUCUCCAAAUACCAAUUUAUGGAAAUGAACACUCAACGACGAAGUGUAGGUCUAAAAGAGAAGAUUCCCGAUAUCAAAAAGACGCUUGAUAUGGUUCGAUUUUUGAAAUUGAACCAGCAGAAUGCGUCGGAUGAGGAUGAUGAAGGGGCGAAAGAGAUUGAGACGCAUUUCGAGUUAAAUGAUACGUUGUAUGCGCGGGCGAAGAUAUCGACGAAGGAUACGGAGGAGGUUUAUCUGUGGCUUGGGGCGAAUGUUAUGCUUGCGUAUCCGAUCGAGGAGGCUGAGACGAUGUUAACGGAGAAAUUGUCGGCGGCGGAGUUGAGUCUUGCGAAUUGUGAGGAGGAUUUGGAGUUUUUGAGGGAGCAGAUUACUACACUUGAAGUCGCGACUGCAAGAGUGUAUAACUGGGAUGUGGUGCAGAGACGAAAGGAAAAGGCCGAGGGCAAGGAUGAUGAGGACAAGGAGGAGCCGGAUGGUUAAUUGAUACUCCAGGAUUUAUUUACUUGAGUACAGUACAUGGACCGAUAUCAAAUCGUAUUAUCCGUCAAAUGCAAUAAACAAAAACAAAACGCCCACGCCUGUCCUCACUUUUCGUCAACCCAUAGUUAAUAGGUACGGUAUCGUCAGUAGUAUCCGACCCGUGAGUCCGUGACAACAUAUCUAAACUCAAAAAAAAAAAAAAUCAAGCAGGCUGCUCAAAACCCCGUCUAAUAACUCUCCCAAACAUAUCCAUUCCAACCCUCUCACUCUUAAUCUCUGAUCGAGCCUCGUUCUCCCUGUUCUUAGGAACACGAACAAGAUCACCCUCCACCACCCAACCACAAACAUCGGUAACAAAUUUCUGAAGAGCUUCGCGACUCUUAAGAUCGAACCAUUGCGCAAGCGUAUCCGCACUGAUUUCACGGAACGUCUUCCCAACUUCCACCGCAAUGCGCACACGAACCAACUCCUCGAAUACGGCUACAUCAGCCACGAGAUCAGCGUACAAAUCAUCAGAGUUGAAAGUCGACCAGAACAAGGCGUAUUGUGCUGAUUCGAGUAAAGUGUUGAGAUGUGCCAGUUUUUGAAUUGAUUCGACAAAGUCCGAGGAUUGGGCGGCGUUAUCGUCCGAGAGGCCAAAGGGUUGGGUAUGUGCGGGGAGGAGGGCGAGGGAGAGCGAAAAGGCUGGGGAGGGGAAGACGGUGAGCGCUUUUGCGAGAAUGUUGGUUGUUGUUUCGGUUUGGAGGAGGUGGGGGUUGAAUUGGUAGCUGUUC
This is a messenger RNA of Talaromyces stipitatus ATCC 10500, 1570 nucleotides long. RefSeq names its product prefoldin subunit 3, putative. NCBI's taxonomy places the organism in Eukaryota, Fungi, Ascomycota, Eurotiomycetes, Eurotiales, Trichocomaceae. Gene Ontology annotation, cellular component: cytoplasm; prefoldin complex. The transcript is spliced from 2 exons. Gene Ontology annotation, biological process: tubulin complex assembly; protein folding; microtubule-based process. Gene Ontology annotation, molecular function: tubulin binding. The coding region runs from base 204 to 797 and encodes 197 amino acids. The record is from RefSeq and is a predicted model, not a curated record.